Messenger RNA from Xylona heveae TC161, 3690 nucleotides. RefSeq names its product DUF1740-domain-containing protein. The coding region runs from base 1 to 3690 and encodes 1229 amino acids. The record is from RefSeq and is a predicted model, not a curated record. Gene Ontology annotation, cellular component: catalytic step 2 spliceosome. The transcript is spliced from 3 exons. Lineage: Eukaryota; Fungi; Ascomycota; Xylonomycetes; Xylonales; Xylonaceae. Gene Ontology annotation, biological process: regulatory ncRNA-mediated post-transcriptional gene silencing; negative regulation of RNA catabolic process.
AUGUCGCAGACAAAUAAUGAAAGUAUACCGAAAUUCAAAAGCUUCCGGCCGAAGCCUACCACCACUAUCAGCCAUACGCCUCCAAUCGAUGACCGCCGAUCUGCUCUGAGCUCAGUCCCGGACAGUGGGAACGCAUCUGAAGAUCGUGACCACGGAAGGCAUAGACAUGAGAGGAAAUCGCACAAGAGAAAACGAAGCCGAGAUCACCACGACCGUCACAGACGUCGCCAGAGACGCCCAAGAAGUGAUGAUCAUGCGCUCAUCGAAUCCCAGCAGCCAUUCUCUUCGGAGCCCGUCAUUUUACCCUGGGACGACAGUCCAGAUAUUUUCGUUAUCGAUCGCAGGGGAGACCCAAGCAAUUUGACGUUUGGCACUAUUCAUCGAUACAACAUUCCGGCGUACCAUCGUUUUGGUUAUGGCGGCAUCCUUGGUCUUUCCCGGGAGAAGCGAAUCUUAUGGGACGACAGUUCUGACAAAGGCAUCAUCAUUGGGAAGGGAGGGAAUUCGGGAUAUGGGAAGAGAGAGAAAUAUGUCUUUGCCAGAAAUGAGCGCAAACCCAUUAGAAAACUGCGUAUUCGGCCCUCGAAUGACACGAGUGUGACUACCGCAUUUGAAGCAAGCGAGGAUUUUGUAUCUCUUUCUCGGAUCCCUGCUCUCGAAAAGAAAGUGGAAUAUAAUGGAGAAGGAGAUUUUGAAUCAGAAGAUGAUUCACAGAAUUAUCGUUCUAUUGAGGGGAAAACGAAACUUAAAGACCGACCCGUUGACCGAGACCUCGAGUACAUGUCUGAUAGCAGCGCCUCGGACUACGAAGGUGGAAAUAUUUUCGACUUAGAUAACGUGCAUAAGCAACGUGCUAUCGAGUUAUCUCGGAAAGUCGACUCCGAGCCCACCAAUGUUGAAGCAUGGCUGGACCUGAUUAAUCAUCAAGACCAGCUGCUUGAGGCAAGAAAUGGGGCUGAACGGCGGAAAGUCACGUCUGCCGAGCAAAAGAGUACAGCAGACAUUAAAUUAUCGAUGUACGAGAAGGCUCUGGCGUCAUUGGGCAAAACGCACAAAGGUCGCGAAACCUUACUGCUCGGCCUGAUGGAAGAGGGGUCGAAACUUUGGGAUACCAAAAAGCUCGCCGUCAAGUGGAAAAAUGUGAUGCGUGAGAAUCCCGGGUUCCUUGGCCUCUGGACCAAGUACCUUGACUUUCAGCAAACGAAUUUUGUGGUUUUCAAAUAUCAGGAUUGCGUGGAUGUCUAUGCGGACUGUUUAAGGGCAACCAAAGGGGCUGUAACUGCAGACCCACAUACGACUCAAAUCUUGCAUGAGCUAGGGAUUAUACAGAUAUAUAUUGUACUGCGUUUUACUCUCUUCAUGCGUGAGGCUGGAUAUUCAGAGCUUUCUUUGGCAAUCUGGCAAGCGCUGCUCGAGUACAACUACUUCACGCCAAAGCAGUAUGCAUCAAAAACUAGAGACAACAAGGACGGGUUAAGAACCGCUCGUUUCGCUUCCUUCCAAGCUUUCUGGGAAAGCGAAGUGCCCCGAAUUGGGGAGCCAGACGCACAGGGUUGGGCGCACUUUGACGAGAAUCCAGGAAACGCCCCGGAACCCCGAGAAGACACCAUUCAGCUCGAAAUCGAUGACACGGAUAUCUUUCAGAGUUGGGCAAAAGGUGAACAAAUCUACCAACUUAAGUCCAAAGAGCCGGCUCGCACCAUUGACGAAGUUGAAGAAGAUGAUCCUUAUCGCGUAAUUUUGUUUUCAGAUGUGCAAGAAUGUCUGAUAUUCUUUGCCGAGGACAAGCAUCGUACAUUGUUACUGGAUGCGUUUUUGGAAUACUGCCAAAUGCCCCCGCUUCAAUUGAAUAGCGGAAGCCAGCAUGUCACCUGGAAACGAGAUCCCUACAUUCGCAAUGAACUGUUAGCACAGCCAGAGGAGAGUAAUUCAUACUGGUCUUAUCAACUGGGACGCGAUGAGACCGCAAAAACCCUUUCCGGGCUGGGCAACAAUGGUUUGGAAGAAACAAGGAUUGCCAGUAAUAGGGAUAUCUUCCUGUUCACUGCGCAUUCUUUUGAAAAGUCCUUGGAUACAUUAUUCGCCAAAGAGGAUAGCCCAUUUAAGCUGUUCAACAGUUGGGAGGUUUCAUAUCCGCGAGAUAGAGGGCCAGUGAACAUUGACUGGUUCCGCGCGGCCUUGAGAAGCUUGAUAGACGCAUGCGCUGACAAUGAAGAUUUGGCCGAAUACUACCUUGGUUUCGAGUGGCGGUAUUAUCCUCAAAGCGCUAAGAAGACAGCCAAGUCACUGCUAAAAAGGCGUCCUUCAAGCCUUCGUCUUUACAACGCCUACGCUCUCAUGGAAUCAAAAUCGAACAACGCUAGUGUGGCAGACCGCAUCUUCAGCACAGCCAUUGGAAUGGCUCAAACUCUCGGCGAGGCUGGACAGCAAACGGUCCUUCUACUCUGGCGUAGUUGGAUAUGGGAAGCGUUCCAAGCGGGUGACCACCGCACAGCUCUGCAUCGAAUACUAUCCAUUCCCGAGAACAAAUUGAUCGAGAAAUUCAAUACAACCGACAAUGACGCGGCACCGAGCAUGAAGGUUCUCCUGGCAGCUCAGCCUGCCGCUUUGCUCAAAGCACAAAGGUACCUCGCCUCUUCACGAGACCACGCCCUCACACUCCGUCACACCUGCAACGUUGUACUUUCAAUCGAGUGUCUCGCCCUCCUGCGAUACAUUUCCACCAACCUCUCCCUCUCUGCCGCAUUAUCCACAUAUGAGGAAGCAUUCAGCUUAAUAUCCUCCAAUUACGCACACAUUGCCACGUCACCUGCAUUCGAACUUCUCCAUCAAUCUCAAGCAUUUCUUCUCCACCACCACACUCAGCAUACACAUCUCUACAAGCCAGCAGAUAUUCGAUCUGCCCUCGCCAAAUCCCUUGCCAUUUUCCCACACAACACCAUCUUGCUCACCCUCCACACAUACCACUCGGCACAUACCCUUCCUACGGACGAGACUCGCUCGCUCGUUCACCAGCCCUUGUCCUCGCCCUCUCCCCCUGCAGUCACCGAGUGGUUCUUCAAGAUCUGGGCAUCUCUCGUCCGCCGCCGUCAGGGCCAAGCAACAGCAACUUCCGCGUCAACGGCGCACACCACGCGCGCUGUCUUCGAGCACGCAGUCAACAGUCCGACAGGCUGUCCCAGCGCUGCGCUCUGGCGUUUAUACAUUUCUUUUGAGAUCCACGAAGACAUGCAUGCGCAAGAUUUGUAUAAUCGCGUGCAGAAAUCGAGGCAUGGCCUCGAAGACUCAGCGGCUGCUCAAAGUUCUUCCCACUCAUCAAAAUCCCGCUCGUCUUACCGUUCCCGCAAAGCGCCUCCACCUCCGCCAGCCCGCGCACCCGAUGUGCUGUAUCGCGCCAUCCGCGCAUGUCCGUGGGCCAAACCCCUCGUCAUGCUGGCCUUUACCAAUCGCCAUCUUCGCGAAACAUUAGGUUUCGAAGCCUUGCGCGGCUUAUACCGCGUUCUCAGCGAAAAAGAGUUGCGCGUCCAUGUCGAUCUGGAAGACGUAUUGGAACGAUAUGAUGAGCGUGUGAAUGAAGCUAGAGAGCUAGUGGCAAAGUCCCGAGCGGAAUUGGACGGGCAUCACUCAAAUGGUCGUGGAGUCAGGACGUCCCACUGGAAGGACGAUGAGGGAGAGAAUAACUGGGAGUAA